GUCUGAUGCCUGCUCGUUAACACGUAUCAUUCACUUGCACGGUGUCCCACCACCUAUCUCGGAUGAAACACUAAAAGCUGUUGCAUCACGAUGGGGUGAAAUCGUAAAUUAAUCUAGUGAAACUCUACCAGGUAACCAGUUUAAGCAUGUUAUAACCGGUUCUCGUCGUCUAGUAGUGAGAUUCGCUAAUGAGCAAGCAAUUGACACGGUUCCGGUGUCUAUUAAUAUUCAAGGUUUCAGAGUGAUGGUUGAUUUAAGGGGUCGUAAGCGAACGUGCUUUCGCUGUGGAGCGGAUGACCAUUUGAAACGAGAUUGUUCUGCAGUUAAAUGUGCAUCAUGUCGUCAGUUUGGUCAUGAGAACUGCAAUCAGUCACCUUCAUACGCAAAUACUGUAAAAUCUCGCAAAGAAUAUCCCAAUAGUCGUGGACAGCGAGCUGUAACAAAUACAAGGUCUUCAGUGAGUACGGAACAUCCAGAUACGUUGGUAAUUUUAAGUUGUGAUAACAACGGUAUGGUUCCAUUGCCGGUUCAUGUACAGCAGGAUGCUGAUGGUUUUCAGGGAGGAAAUGCUGUACAUGAGAAUAAUACAACUUUAGUUGCAGCGGAAAACAUUGAAAUGGAAGAGAUAACUAAUGUUCAUGUCCUUUCAGAUACAGGUAGUGAAACGGACGAAGUUUUUGAGAGUGUUUCGCAAGGUUCAAAACACGAUCCAAAUAGUCCGCAUGUCUCUGAACAUCCAACACUAAGUGAACAGCAGCAGGAUGAGAUACGUAUCAUGCAAGAACAUAACAUGACUAUGUCAUAUUAUCAACAAGGGUAUGGUAAUUUUAAGCGUAGCCUAGAUGAAUCGAAUUUGGUCACGGUGAAGAAGCAAUCCACUGGGAAAAAGAAUCACUGGUCAAGUGAUGUUGAGGAAGAGCAGCCUCCCUCAGUUUAG
Molecule: messenger RNA, 937 nt
Organism: Didymodactylos carnosus
Lineage: Eukaryota; Metazoa; Rotifera; Eurotatoria; Philodinida; Philodinidae
Source: the annotation of a GenBank genome assembly